Molecule: messenger RNA, 1710 nt
Organism: Hemicordylus capensis (graceful crag lizard)
Lineage: Eukaryota; Metazoa; Chordata; Lepidosauria; Squamata; Cordylidae
Gene: OTOL1
Product: otolin 1
Exons: 6
Coding region: 25-1710 (561 amino acids)
Molecular function (GO): protein binding
Source: RefSeq, a predicted model, not a curated record
GGGGAAUCUUCAUAAGCUGCCAAAAUGUGGGGUGUACACUGGCGUUGUGCUAUCUUCAUCAUAACCACCAUUGUUGCUGAGCUAAACAUAGAGGGCAAAAGUACCCCUUCACCCAAGUUUACUAAGAUUAAAGCUGGUGAAAUGGAAGGCACUGACAGCCUUGACACGUCCAUUGCUCCGCCAACUGAAGAAAACCUCUUCACUCAAGUGGCCGAAACCAGUGAGACGACGACGGAGUUGUCCACUCCAAACUAUGCCUUCCGAACAGCCACCACCCUUUUUCCUUUUGAGAACUUUACUCUUGACACUGCUGACUUCUUCUUUAACUGCUGUGAUUGCUGUGCUGCAACACCAGGGGAAAAGGGGGACCCUGGAAUGCCUGGACUGCAAGGGCUUAAAGGAGAAAUAGGAGAAAAAGGCCACCCAGGUCCACCAGGAAUUCCUGGUGUGCUAGGCCCAAAAGGAUUUAAAGGAGAAAAAGGAGAUAAAGGAGAACAUGGUGACCAAGGACCAAAUGGAACCCCAGGAUAUCCAGGAAAACCAGGAGAACAAGGUGAAACUGGAUUUAAAGGAGACAAAGGACACUAUGGACUGCCGGGCGUAAAGGGGCAAAAGGGUUCCAAGGGGGACACUUGUGAGAACGGGACCAAAGGAGAGAAGGGAGACAAAGGGGAGUUGGGAUUACCAGGCACUGACGGGGAUAAUGGAGAGAAGGGAGAAAAGGGGGACCUUGGUGAGAAGGGCCACUGUGGAGAUCCUGGUGAUAAGGGAGAAACAGGGGAGAGGGGGGAGAUUGGGCUCAAAGGGGAAAAGGGUAUCAAAGGAGACGUGGGAGUGGAAGGUGUCCAUGGUGUGGAUGGGCUAAAAGGAGAAAAGGGUGAUCUAGGUAUUAGAGGUGAAAAAGGUCAUCCUGGACCCCCUGGGAUCAUGGGACCUCUUGGGCCAAAAGGAAUUCCUGGAUUCAAAGGGACCCGGGGAGCUCCUGGGAAGAAAGGUGCCAGAGGUCCAAAGGGCGCAAAGGGGGAGGCUCCAAAUAGCCCAAGGUCAGCGUUCAGUGUUGGCUUAUCCAAGCCUUUCCCACCCCCUAACGUGCCUAUUAAGUUUGACAAGAUUCUAUACAAUGAUCAGGAAGAUUAUAACUCCAUGACAGGGAAGUUCAACUGCAGCAUUGCUGGGGCUUAUAUCUUCUCCUACCAUAUGACCAUUCGAGGGCGGCCAGCCCGAAUUAGCAUUGUGGCCCAAAACAAGAAGAUGGUCAGAACUCGGGAGACCCUCUAUGGCCAAGAGAUCGACCAGGCUUCAUUCCUUACCAUUUUGAAAUUAAACAUAGGAGAUCAGGUUUGGCUGGAGGUCACGCGAGACUGGAAUGGUGUUUAUGUUAGUGCUGAAGAUGACAGCAUAUUCUCUGGUUUCCUUUUAUAUCCAGAUGAAAUAGUUGACACCUUACUCGGUAGUGGUCUCACUUUGAUGGUCCACCCCAGGCGCUUUAUGGAUCCUGAUGGUUUUGGGAAGGCUCUUGGGGAUGUUCCCAGCAAUCUGGUGGGCACCUCUCCAGAGCAGCUCAUUGAGGCCUGGAACAUCAAGGCCAUGAAGGCUCUGGAUGAGAUUGCCCCUAAGCAGACUCUCAAGAUUAGUGGAUCCUGGCUUCCUUGGUUUACUCAGGAGCUUAGGAAGAUGAAGCACCUUAAGAGAUGCCUGGAGAGCUGCUGA